Molecule: messenger RNA, 2314 nt
Organism: Osmerus eperlanus (European smelt)
Lineage: Eukaryota; Metazoa; Chordata; Actinopteri; Osmeriformes; Osmeridae
Product: MOB kinase activator 3B
Exons: 5
Coding region: 444-1094 (216 amino acids)
Cellular component (GO): cytoplasm
Source: RefSeq, a predicted model, not a curated record
GGCGUUGUUGUGUAUAGACUAGACCACUUCGUGGCCCUAAGGGUUUUACCAUAGUGAAUAGAUCCAUAAUAAAAAUGUUCAGUUCCUGUUGCAUGUAUACAGACGAAAGAGGAUCUGCUUUCUUGUACAACGAUCUACCCUAGAUCAGCGGAUUUCGGGAAUUUUGUAUCAGGAAACCUAGUUCAAAACUGGGAGCGGGGCACAUUGAUGAAUGUAGAGAAACUCACGGAUUAUCGAGGAGAAUGUCCUAGGGCAACCAUCACGCCAACACUGACAACCGCAGCCUCAUCUCCUGCUCCCUGUGACAGCCUCAUCCCACAGGGACUAUUGGUACCUGCCGGUCCUCCGUGGGGUCCUCACGGCCUGCAAACAAGCCCCACUUGUUCCCCAGCCCUCCCGCCUUCCUCCUCCUCCCUUUACCCCAGCCCCAACUCCCCGUCGACAUGUCCAUCGCCCUGAAGCAGGUCUUCAACAAGGACAAGACCUUCCGGCCCAAGCGCAAGUUCGAGCCGGGGACGCAGCGCUUCGAGCUGCACAAGAAGGCCCAGGCGUCCCUGAGCUCCGGCGUGGACCUGCGCGCCUCCGUGCAGCUCCCCCACGGCGAGGACCUCAACGACUGGGUGGCCGUGCACGUGGUGGACUUCUUCAACCGCAUCAACCUCAUCUACGGGACCGUGUGCGAGUUCUGCACGGAGGAGAGCUGCCCCGUCAUGUCUGGGGGCCCGAGGUAUGAGUACCGCUGGCAGGACGACCGCAAGUUCAAGAAGCCCACGGCCCUCCCGGCCCCCAAGUAUAUGAACUUGCUGAUGGACUGGAUCGAGGUCCAGAUUAAUAACGAAGACAUCUUCCCCACCAGCAUAGGUAUCCCCUUCCCCAAGAACUUCAUCCAGAUCUGUAAGAAGAUCCUGUGUCGUCUCUUCAGGGUCUUCGUUCACGUCUACAUCCAUCACUUUGACCGCAUCAUCGUCAUGGGAGCAGAGGCACAUGUCAACACCUGUUACAAGCACUUUUACUUCUUUGGCACGGAACUCAACCUCAUAGACCGAAAGGAGCUGGAGCCUUUGAAAGAGAUGACUCUGAGGAUGUGUCAUUGAGCCACUGGAAUGCAGCUUUGAAUGCAUCCCCACCCCCCUCCCUAUCAACCUUGUUCACGCCUGGUAACCAUGGAGACUGGAUGCUGUCAUCAGAGGGAUUCUGACGGCCAGGUGGACGACCUGCAGAUUGGGUCUUGAUUACUUGGGAUACUGGAGGACUGCAUCGACCUGCUGGGAAUACAAACACAGGGUUUACUUCAUGUGACCACCAGGGGUCUCUCCAGCGCCGAGUAUUGUAUUUUAGACUGUUGGAGCAAGUUGUGCAAAUGCUGCUCUUGAUGAAUACACUGAUAAGAGUAUGAUUCGGGAUGUUUAUUUGGUGUCGGUUACAGUUUUGUUGAAUCUCUUUUGUGUUUCGGACCAGCGUUUGGCAGAAAUGAAAUGGCUAGGUGAAAAUCACAUGUUCUUGUAUGUUGUGCGUCUUUGCUUUUAUCAUUUUAAUGUGGACAUUGCCAAAAAGUUAGGUUUUAUUAAAAAAGUUCAACAUUUUGGAUGAAGACUUGAAUUAACAUUGAGUGGAUUAACCACCAGGUUGGACCAUAAAUGUGGUGAAAAUAGUUAAUUACAAUGGCAUUUGUUUGAUCAAAUUUGAUAACAUAAAUUACAUUUAUGUUCAAAGACACAAUCAUUUUAAAGGAAGACAUCUGGCAACAAAAUAGGUUUCAACAGCAUAAAUAUUUUCUAAUUAAUAUGAAAACUUUCUAAAUGGUACGUGAAAGGAUUCGUUUGUGUAAAUAAGAAUCCCAUGUUUUAUUCCCUCCAACAAUCUCAAACUGUUUCUUGGUCAGGUGACCAAAGAAGUAAUCUCAACUUAAUUCGUACAUCUUUUCUCUGAAAUGACUUCCACUGUUAUGACCUGUUUCUUCUUCAGUGGAAUAUUCUGGAUUCAAACAUCUUUGGGAAGGCCAUUGUGCCUUGGUGGAUACAAAAUUUAAAGCGCAAUCUACUUGUGAAAUCAUUUUGCAGACUUUAUUUGACUGUCCGCCAACACAUCCGACACACCUUAGGUUGUGUGCAUCUGUACUUGUCUAUUGGGCACCAGACGGUUUUGUGACUCAUUUGGGGGUUUCAGAAGCUCGACACUGUAACAAAUGAGUCGUGUGUGUUGAAUGAUAUGACACAUAGAGCUAAAGUAUUUAACGUCAUGACUCCAUGUUAACACCACAGCAAUAAAGUAUAUUUUGAUUCAUUGAAUAAAAUGUCUUCUAAUGUCUUCUCAU